GGAAAAGUGCUUUAUAUUCGUAAUAAAUACAAGUAAGAAGAGCCGAGGCUAGUGCAGCUAACAUCAAUCUUCUCCACUAUUGCAACUUUCUACAGCCGACUCUACAGCUUUCUGCAACGGUGGAAGUUAAAGGUUCCAAAGAAGAAGCUGAGCUUGUAACAAAAAAAACUGUCGUUCACACUUCCACGUUCUCUGUAUCCGACAAAACUCACACCCACACGUCUGAAAACCCCCCCAAAUCCUCAAGACGCCAGAGCUAUAUAUCAAUACCUCAGCCAACCUCCUCCCAAACUUGGAAAAGCGGGAAAAAAGAAAAGAAAAAAGAAAAAGAAGAAGCCCUCUCCUCGAGCAAACCACAACGUCAGCCGCUCUUCAACUUCUCUAUUCCACUCAACUCAAUCCGACCAAAAUCCAUUCAUCUCAUCCCCCAAAAUGCCAGCCCCAGACUCUGCACCACCGCCAACCCUCUACUUCGGCUACGGCAGCAACCUCUGGCUGCACCAAAUGCGCCUGCGCUGCCCGACCUCGCGCUACCUCGGCGUCGCGCGCCUGCCGGGCUGGCGCUGGCUCAUCAACAGCCGCGGGUACGCGAACGUCGUCGAGAGCUCCACCUCCACCUCCACCUCCACCUCCUCAAGCCCCACCGUUCCCGCCGCAGCCUCGUCGGCCCCAUCCGCGCAACCGCAACAGCACGCCGACAACGAGGUCUACGGCCUCGCGUACGCGCUGCUCCCCGCGGACGAGGCGCGGCUGGAUGUCAACGAGGGCGUGCCCGAGGCGUACACGAAGGAGUACCUGGAGGUGGAGUUCUGGGCGCGUCCUGACGGCUCGAGCGAUACGCCGGGGUGGACGGAUGUGGGGGGGACGCCGGAGAGGAGGAGCGUGUUGGUGUAUGUGGACCGGAAGCGGCGCGAGGAGGCGAAGCCGAAAGCGGAGUAUGUGCAUAGGAUGAAUAGGGGGAUUGCGGAUGCGUUGGCGAUGGGGGUGCCGGGGGGGUAUGUGGAGGGGGUUAUGAGGAGGUUUAUUCCGGAGGAGAAGGAGGGGGAGGGGGAGGUGGAGGAGAAGGGAAAGGUCGAGGAGAAGGCGUUGAAGCAGGCGGUUAACUUUAUAGAUGAGAAUACGUCGGGGGUUUAG
This is a messenger RNA of Mytilinidion resinicola, 1134 nucleotides long. RefSeq lists its product as uncharacterized. NCBI's taxonomy places the organism in Eukaryota, Fungi, Ascomycota, Dothideomycetes, Mytilinidiales, Mytilinidiaceae. Gene Ontology annotation, molecular function: gamma-glutamylcyclotransferase activity. The transcript has a single exon. Bases 433 to 1134 code for a protein of 233 amino acids. The record is from RefSeq and is a predicted model, not a curated record.